This is a messenger RNA of Diaporthe amygdali, 984 nucleotides long. Its product is annotated as dihydrodipicolinate synthetase family protein. NCBI's taxonomy places the organism in Eukaryota, Fungi, Ascomycota, Sordariomycetes, Diaporthales, Diaporthaceae. The record is from RefSeq and is a predicted model, not a curated record. The transcript is spliced from 3 exons. Bases 1 to 984 code for a protein of 327 amino acids. Gene Ontology annotation, molecular function: 4-hydroxy-tetrahydrodipicolinate synthase activity.
AUGUCAGCCCCUGUCUCCAGCCCUCCAACGGGCGUCUUUGUCCCAGUCCCUACUUUCCUAAAGCCCGCCUCCGCAUCGUCAGGCCUGCAGCCUAAGGUUGACGUCGAGACACAAGUCAAGCACUCCGUUUUCCUGGCUAAGAAUGGCAUCCGCGGUCUGGUACUACUCGGCUCGACUGGAGAGGCCAUACAUCUGAACAAACAGGAGCGCUUCGACCUGAUCGCCGGGUGCAGGAAGGGCCUUGAUGAUGCAGGCUUCCCUGACUACCCCAUCAUGGCUGGAGUACUCACAAACGGCAUCGAUGAGACUCUGGAAUGGUUGCAGGACUACGCCAAAGCCGGUGCACAAUGGGGUCUUGUGCUCGUCCCGGGGUACUUUGGGGCGGCAGGCUCCCAGGCCAACAUUCAGGAGUGGUACACCAUCAUUGCAGACAACAGUCCCAUCCCCAUUCUGAUAUACAACUAUCCAGGUGUGACGAACAAUGUUCUAGUCGCCCCUGAAACAUACUCGGCUUUGGCUCAGCACCCGAAGAUUGUGGGAUGCAAAAUGUCUCAUGGCAAUGUGUCUUAUCACGUCCAAGUCUCCUUGGACCCAGCCAUUGACCACAACAAAUUCCGUGUAUACAGUGGGUUCGGACAGCAACUUGGACCCAUUGUGUUCUUCGGGGCAGCAGGAGUCAUCGACGGCUUGGCAGCCAUUUAUCCAAAGACCGUGGCCCGACUGAUGGACCUCGCCGAAAAGAGACCAAUCGAUCCUGACACGCUGGCCGAGGUGCAGAGGCUGCAGUACGUGGUUAGCAAAGCAGAGGAAUACAUAGGCAAGACCGGUAUCGUGGGUAUCAAGGAGGCCGUAUAUCGUGUCACAGGCAUGGGAAUUUUGGAGGGUGGUAGACUACCCCUGAAGGGAAAGUUGGCGGACGGAGAGUGGGAAAAGCUGAGGAAUUUGUAUCUGGCCGACGUCGAAAAGUCGGAGAGCAGUCUAUAG